Aspergillus costaricaensis CBS 115574 is the source of this 800-nucleotide messenger RNA. RefSeq lists its product as uncharacterized. Lineage: Eukaryota; Fungi; Ascomycota; Eurotiomycetes; Eurotiales; Aspergillaceae. The coding region runs from base 367 to 684 and encodes 105 amino acids. The record is from RefSeq and is a predicted model, not a curated record. The transcript has 2 exons.
GCUUAUCCACCAUCACCAAUCGACACAUGAACAGCGCAGCAGACUUCGUAUAUCUCCGUCUAUCAUUAACUUUAAUGAAUGAACAAUGUAGCUGCUUUUAGCUUAGGCGUCAGGCGUCUGGGACAUGUCUAUUUUGGACUUACUUCGUUGGCUAAAUGACUGGACGCCUUACGGGCCUAAAUGUCGAUCAUCUAGUAAGCCUGUCUUCAGUUACAGCUACGAGGAGUCAGAAGACAAUAUAUAAUCUGCAGUGAUGUCCCCAGAAUUAACCCACAGACUCAAACAACCAACGGAGAAUUCACAAUUCCGCUUCCACUCACCUUCAGACUCCACACCUUCAUCUUCAAACCAAAGAAUAUCAUCACCAUGCAGCUUCUCUCCAUCCUCCCCAUCGCAGCUUUGGCUGGUACUUCCCUCGCAGUACACUGGAACGUGACCCUCUACACCGACACCGAGUGCACCGAAUAUAAGUGGUCAUACGCCGGAAACCAGAGUUACGGGUGCUACUCGCUUGAAACAUACAACCCGACCAUUCAGUCUAUCAGGGCUGAGAUCCCUGAGGAUUGGGUUUUCGAUGGAGCAAGCGGCGGCGCUUGCAAUAACUUUCACACUUUCGGGGGCUCGGGAUGUUGGACCCAGGGUCAGGGAUUCAAGUCUUUCCAAGUAUACCCGCAGGCAAGCUGAGGUGAUGUUAUCCAACGUUGAGGAAAUAAAUUGCAUCUUUGAUCGUGGUAUACAUCCUACUUCUGUUAUUUAUGCUUCAAUUGUAUCUAGCUUUUUUGCCAUGCGCUCAGCACUAG